AUGAUCAUCAAGACGACAAUAUUAUUGUUAUUAGUACAGUAUUCAAUGUGUGGAGGACAUGAAAGUACAACAAAUGUAUCUUCACAGAACGCAACAAAUAAAGUAAAUAUUACAACUGACAAUGUAUAUCAAACAAUACGCCAAGCAAAUGAAUCAACAGACGUGGUAUCUCAACCAACAACAGAUAGGGUUUACCAACCAACAUACGAAGUAAAUGAAACAAUGGGCGAGAUAUAUGAAACAACAACAGACGUAAUAUAUGAAACAACAGACGAAGUAAAUGAAAUGACAAGUAAUAUGAAUGAAACAACAGAAAUCAUAAAUGGUGAACAGAAUACAACACUGACUGAGAUAAAUGAGACAACUUCUUCCCAACCUGCUUUGCAAACUACUUUAGCAUCACUAAACAGUGUAUUUCCAUCUUCAACAGUGUCUAAUCUAACUACUCGUUCUUCGUAAUAUUCUGUCUUCAAUAUCAUGGACGAACUUUGAAUGAUUUAAAUGAAC
This is a messenger RNA of Schistosoma rodhaini, 507 nucleotides long. NCBI's taxonomy places the organism in Eukaryota, Metazoa, Platyhelminthes, Trematoda, Strigeidida, Schistosomatidae. The record is from the annotation of a GenBank genome assembly.